This is a messenger RNA of Myotis brandtii (Brandt's bat), 1727 nucleotides long. RefSeq names its product protein kinase domain containing, cytoplasmic (gene PKDCC). The record is from RefSeq and is a predicted model, not a curated record. Bases 1 to 903 code for a protein of 300 amino acids. Lineage: Eukaryota; Metazoa; Chordata; Mammalia; Chiroptera; Vespertilionidae. Gene Ontology annotation, molecular function: non-membrane spanning protein tyrosine kinase activity. The transcript has 7 exons.
AUGGUGGCCAGAUCAGCCCAUGUGCCUGAGCGGCGAGAGCCCACCCUGGGCCUCCCCCAGCUCUAUGGCUACUGCUACCAGGACAGCGAGGACAUCCCGGACACCCUGACCACCAUCACGGAGCUGGGCGCCCCUGUGGAGAUGAUCCAGCUGCUACAGACGUCCUGGGAGGAUCGAUUCCGAAUCUGCCUGAGCCUGGGCCGCCUCCUUCACCACCUGGCCCACUCCCCGCUGGGCUCUGUCACUCUACUGGACUUCCGCCCCCGACAGUUUGUGCUGGUGGAUGGGGAGCUGAAGGUGACGGAUCUGGAUGAUGCACGUGUAGAGGAGACACCGUGUGCCAGCAGCGCCAACUGUAUACUCGAGUUUCCAGCCAGGAACUUCACCCUGCCCUGCUCAGCCCAGGGCUGGUGUGAGGGCAUGAACGAGAAGCGCAACCUCUACAAUGCCUACAGGUUUUUCUUCACAUACCUCCUUCCCCACAGUGCCCCACCCUCACUACGGCCUCUGCUGGACAGUAUUGUCAAUGCCACAGGAGAACUCACGUGGGGGGUGGACGAGACGCUGGCCCAGCUGGAGAAGGUGCUGCACCUGUACCGGAGCGGGCAGUAUCUGCAGAACUCCACCGCAGACAGCAGAGCUGAGUACCAGCGCCUGCCAGACAGCACCAUCCCCCAGGAGGACUACCGCUGCUGGCCAUCCUACCACCACGGAAGCUGCCUCCUCUCCGUGUUCAACCUGGCUGAGGCUGUGGACGUCUGUGAGAGCCAUGCCCAGUGCCGGGCCUUUGUGGUCACCAACCAGACCACCUGGACAGGUCGGCAGCUGGUCUUUUUCAAGACGGGAUGGAGCCACGUAGUCCCUGAUCUCAACAAGACCACAUAUGUGAAGGCCUCUGGCUGACCUGUCUGAGGGCUCAGCUGACCAUCCCCGCCCGCUGGGCUUGCCUGCGAAGGGAGUGACUUGCACUGGCAGCAUUGCAUGUCACCCGGAACCGCUACAGACAAGGCUGACAUCCCAGACAGACGAAGGUGACCAGGACAAUGUGCAAUAAUGCCAAAUGUUAAAAUGUGAGUUUACCAGUCUAGGUAUGGGACUGCUGGCUCCAGGGCUAGAAACCCUGGGGGGCUGGCGGCCUCUGCAACCCUCUGGGCUGCCAGCAAGGCUCAGGCUGGUCUCCCCUUGGGGGCUCUGCCCCUCACUGGGACAAUUCCGUGGGCAGCCCCAUCACUGUGUUCAUAGUGUGAGAAUGUAGCCAAAGCCCCGGCUGCUGCUGCUGCUGCUGUUGCUACAGGUGCCAUGGCCUAGCGGGCGCUGCGUGGGGACAGUCGGUCACAGAGUGUUCUCUCCGCUGAGCUCCAGACAGGAGACUUGACGGGAUGCUCCAGGAAGUCAGUGAUCCUGUACUGGGGAGGCCACCUCUGGCCACCCGACUGGGGUUUCUCCUGGGCCAGCCCAGGGACAGGGGCAGAGGAGCACACAUGGUAUGAGCCAAGACGUGGGGUCGAGGAGCAGGUUGCGGUUUGAGCCAGGACCUGGAGUGGGGGUGGGGCCAGGGCCUUUCUGCCUCAUUUGCUUUCAGUGAAAGCCGAAAAACAGCCAAAAACAGCCUCUCCCUCCUCCUGGAGUUUGUAUAUCCAGAAGCUUUUGUACUUCUUGUUCAUUAAAAUGUUUAUUUUUGUAAAAAAAAAAUCAAUCAAUUAAUAAAAUGACAUUUCACACGGUAA